Penicillium canescens is the source of this 249-nucleotide messenger RNA. RefSeq lists its product as uncharacterized. The record is from RefSeq and is a predicted model, not a curated record. Lineage: Eukaryota; Fungi; Ascomycota; Eurotiomycetes; Eurotiales; Aspergillaceae. Gene Ontology annotation, cellular component: cytoplasm; microtubule; membrane. The transcript has 2 exons. Gene Ontology annotation, molecular function: GTPase activity; microtubule binding. Bases 1 to 249 code for a protein of 82 amino acids.
AUGUCAACUCACGGAAAAGCGUUUUCAAAUGACCUUCUGCGGGUUAAGGUUUCGGGCCCUAACCGGCCACAUCUAACAAUCGUCGAUCUUCCGGGACUGAUCCACUCAGAAACACGACAGCAGUCGGCGGCCGAUUCAUACAUAAGAGAAUCACGAAGUGUCAUCCUUGCUGUUGUCUCCGCCAAGAAUGAUUUUGCAAACCAGAUCGUCCUUCGUUUAGCGCGGGACGCUGAUCCAUCCGGCGACUAG